This is a messenger RNA of Aspergillus oryzae RIB40, 2841 nucleotides long. RefSeq lists its product as uncharacterized. Gene Ontology annotation, cellular component: SAGA complex. Lineage: Eukaryota; Fungi; Ascomycota; Eurotiomycetes; Eurotiales; Aspergillaceae. Gene Ontology annotation, biological process: regulation of transcription by RNA polymerase II. The record is from RefSeq and is a predicted model, not a curated record. Gene Ontology annotation, molecular function: transcription coregulator activity. The coding region runs from base 1 to 2841 and encodes 946 amino acids. The transcript has 3 exons.
AUGGCAACGGCGAUCUCCAAACCAACCUCCCACCCGCCUAAGAUGAAACGGCCGCCCCCGCCUUUUGUUCCAACCGGGGUCAAUGGGGUAAAGCCUCAACAGUCCUCCUCGUCCCCACAACCGACCUCCAAGCGCCUUCCGGGUUCCAAUCAACCAGGCCCUGCGGGCUCGACAAGUGGUGCGGUCACAAACGGGGUCAAUGGUGCGGCUGAUUCGAAUGGCGUCAAGACCUCCAUUAAUCGGCCCAAGAAAGAGGCGCAAAAGCCAGGUGACCAAGGAAUGCGGUUAGCGAAGCCAUUGGCCAGGACUCUUUCCACGGACAAUGAGCGCCGGCUAGGCAAGAAGUGUCCUGAGCCUUAUGCUGUAUCCCUUCCAGUGAAAACAACGUCACAUAUACUGAAGAAAUACGGCAAAUGCCCCCCGUCUCUCAUUUUACAUCUUCAUCCUACCCAUUUCCGCUUUGAGCAACAAGAUGGAAGCUUCCCCUAUAAUUCUGAAAUGAAGGUUAUCAUCGAACAUAUUCGUGCCGGGACCGUUCCCCAUGAUAUGAUAGAGGAGCUGUUGCGGGCCAACGUUCGUUUCUACGAAGGUUGUCUCAUUGUCCGCGUGGUUGAUCACAAGUCCGUGUCAGCCCAAGCCAGAAAGUCAACUGCCCCCUCGACGAAUGAUAGCAAUACUCCGUUCUCUAUUCAUAACUACAACGAACAUGUUACGCCAUCGGCCUAUGUACCCUACCCGAAACAGAACCAGUUGACCUCUGAGAAACCAACAUCAAAGGAGGCCGAAACCCAGUCAGACACUAACGCCAACGGAGAGCACGCCAGCGAUUCCCAAGAACAACCCGAAAAGAGUGAAUCGAGCUCUUCUCAACACAAGCAGACUCCUCCAAAACCCCGUGUAUUUACCACUGUUCUUCAUCCUACUCCUCACUCAUUACGAGCAGAGUUAGCUUUGCUUGCUACUACACCCGAUCCAAAGGCUGCAAAGCAGGGAGCCACGAGUUCUGCGUCACGUACUCAAGCGGCUUCAUCUGCUGCGCCUCCGUCUCCCGGCGGCUCCACUAACCCACCUGAGCGUGGGCCUGUUGCAAAAAGACAGAAGAUGCUUGUCGAACCGCAGGAUCUUGCUGAGUGCGAAGCCAAACUGACGAGGGCUUUAGCACCACCACUCUUCCUAGAGCCUGUGCAAAGCCUGGAUGCUGCUCAAGAUCUACUGAAAUUCAUGGAGAGCCCUCUCCAUAAUGAUCCGCCACCAUCUCCGAAACGAAGGAAGCGGACAGUGGCGGAACUUGCUGCUGAUGAAGCACUGGCCGCUGAGGAGGAGCGAUUCAUGCUUAUCAUGGAUGAACGGCUCGAGCCAACUACCUCUGGGGGCGCAGGAGGCCCUAAAUCUGCCGUCGAUGAUACAAGCGGCGGUGCACCUUUCGAGCCUCGUUUCUCCCGGUUCAAAACCCUGGAAAACAUUCGCAUGCAACAUGAGGAGAAAGCGAAACGGGAGCACGAAAUCAAGCUCAAGCAAGAAUUGGCCAAGAGGCAGCAGCAAGAACAGGAAAGAGAAAGGCGCCGUGCCCUGGAGCAACGGCAGGCAGAGGAGCAAGCUAAAGAGGACUCUCGGAGACAGCAUCUUGCUGCUCAACAACAAGUACAGGCACAGCUUGCCGCGCAGCAACAGGGUCGCCACGUCAUGCCUCAAGCAAAUGGAGUCAGCCAAGCGCCACAGUCCUCUCCAGUUGCUCGCAACCAGACGCCGCACAAUACCUCGUCGCCUUUGCCUGGCAAUGCCAUGGGAGCACAGGGAGGCGUGCCAAUGAGUAUGACAUCGUCUAUGCAGGGCGCUGGCAGCCCUCCACGGCCCCCUUCUGCGCUACAGCAUGCCCACCCCAAUGUUAUGGGCCACCCAAUGGCUCCUUCGAGGAGCCAGCAAGGCCAUAGUCGACAUGGAACCCCGCAGAUGACUCAAGGAACACCGGCCAUGUCCCAUGCUACACCAAUUAUGCGCAACGUAACACCAACACAACGAAUGAGUCACGCCAGCCCCGGCCGCUCGACAGUGGCACCGACGCCGGUGAUGGGCCAAGCUAUGAUGGGUACUCCACAAAUGACAGGUGGCAUGGGCCUUACACCUCAACAGCAGCAGAUGCUGUUGCAUCAGAGACAACAAAUGCUUGCACAACAAGGGCACCUCGGGCAUGGGCAGCUCACGCCGCAGCAAUUUGCUCAACUCCAGGCCAACGCGCACGCGCAGCAAAACAUUCAAUCGCAUCAGCAGCAGAUGCUGCAGGCUCAACAGCAGAACCACCAGCAACAGCAACAGAAGAUCCCGAACCCUCAAAUUUACCAACAACAACUUAUGCGGGCACAGUUCGCGCAAAUGCAGAUGGCGCAACAGCAGCAGCAUGGGCAAGGACCUCAAUCACAAGGCCAGCAAGGCCAGGUGCACCAGGGCGGUUCCCAGAUGAACCCACAACAGCAGCAGUUGCUGAUGGCAGCUGCUCAAGCAAACGGUGGCCAGCUCCCCCAGAACCUCCAGGGAGCCAACAUGCAGGGAGCUAUGGCACAGCGAUACAACCAGCUCUAUCAACAACGUCUGUUAAGAUUACGACAGGAAAUGGCCAGUCGUUUCAUGGGGCAGUACGGCCCGCCCAAUCAAUACCCGCCAUCAGUCGCGCAGCAGUAUCAUGCUGGGCUUGAAAGAAAUGCCAAACUUUGGGUCCAAGAAAUCAUUCGACGAGAACGUGAGGCUGCUCAGCAACAACGUGCUAAUCAAGUUGCGGCUGUACAAGCUCAGGUGAUGCAACAGCAGCAGCAACAGAACAUGAUGCAGAAUGGAAUGGGUAGCUAA